Prunus armeniaca (apricot) is the source of this 579-nucleotide messenger RNA. NCBI's taxonomy places the organism in Eukaryota, Viridiplantae, Streptophyta, Magnoliopsida, Rosales, Rosaceae. The record is from the annotation of a GenBank genome assembly.
AUGGAAGGAGUGGGGGCUGAUGCUGGCUCUGCUGUGGCGCCGUUUGCCAAGUGGAGAGACGAGUUUUCAAGGACAUUUCAGUACUAUUUGGACCGUUCGACCCCUAACCCUGUCUAUAGGUGGCUGGGGACUCUUGCUGUAGCAGCCAUUUAUGUGCUCCGAGUUUACUAUGUUCAAGGGUUUUACAUUGUGUCGUAUGGCCUGGGAAUCUAUAUCUUGAAUCUAUUGAUUGGGUUUCUCUCACCAAAGGUUGAUCCAGAGCUUGAAGCCUUGGAUGGGGCUUCACUGCCAACAAGAGGUUCAGAUGAGUUUAAGCCAUUCAUCCGCCGGCUACCCGAGUUCAAGUUCUGGUAUUCCAUUACAAAGGCUUUCUGUGUGGCAUUUCUGAUGACCUUCUUUUCCAUAUUUGAUGUCCCUGUUUUCUGGCCCAUUCUCCUGUGUUAUUGGAUUGUUCUUUUUGUUCUUACAAUGAAGCGCCAAAUUCUGCACAUGAUUAAGUACAAAUAUAUACCAUUCAGCAUUGGGAAGCAGAGGUAUACAGGGAAGAAGCCUGCUACAAGUAGUGGUGGUUCAGACUGA